AUGUGCGACAGCAAAAACAGGCAAGCUCUGAUCGACUUCGAGUACGGCAUGUACAACAACCGGGGCUUCGACCUAGGGAACCCUUUCAACGACGCGCAGGCCUUCAUUUUGUUACCCCGGAAAGGCGUCUUGGCGCCCGGCUCCCGUGCUGACGUCAUCGUCCUGGAUUCCCGGGCGGAGCACGUGAUCAGCGCACGCACGCACCACCCGCGGAUGGACACGAAUGUCUACGAGGGCUGGAAUUUACAGCGGCGUAACAUAGCAGCCAACUACCGAACGAAGCACAGUUCACUUGGGUUGAGAUCACCUAAGAUGUGGUGGUGAUCGUCGUUGCGAUAGCCGCUCUCAUGAUCCGGGGGGGCUAUCCGCGGAAGGCGCAAUCUGGCUGAAGCUGAAAGCUCAAGUCGAAGAGCUCGACGGCAACCCUGUAGCGGAGGCGCCGACGAACGUCGCUGGAUUGCUUGUACAUGGGUACUAUUGACGAGCCUCCCAGUCCCUUUAAUUCGAACCAGAGGAUGAAGAAGGCUAAGGGUACCAGCACCUUUGGAAUGAAGGCCCAACUUUGAUAUCCUUUGGGUGACACGUAGCCGCGCUGUGCGGGGCAGGCGGUGGGCCACACCUGCUCCAGCUCAUAUUCGUCACAGCCGCUUCCAAAUCGAGCAACGCAUUGUAGAAGGAAGGGGAGAUGGUCAGCUUGAUCUUAUAUGUUGCAAGCGAAUCUGGGGCUCUAGUGUGUUGAGUGGCUUGCAAUUAAUGGACGCGUCCCACAUACGAUGAAAUGCUUGUGCUAUUUAGUAAUAUCUUUAGUUGACGUUCCAAUUAUUUCAGUUCGCCG
Molecule: messenger RNA, 835 nt
Organism: Klebsormidium nitens
Lineage: Eukaryota; Viridiplantae; Streptophyta; Klebsormidiophyceae; Klebsormidiales; Klebsormidiaceae
Source: the annotation of a GenBank genome assembly